GGCAAUCGUAUCACAGGUGUGCGGCACUCGACAACUUAAACGCUUAUCGAAAAACACAAAUUUUCAGUUGAUCUUUCAAUCUCGUACAGUUCAUACCACUUUAAAUAACUGUCCUCAAUAUUUUUGAAAGAAACACCAUCAAUUUCAUAGAAAUUUUUUGUGGAGUUUUUUUUUCUCUCUGUUUUUUUCUUUUCGAACCAAAAAUUAUUGGUGAAUAAAAAAGUGAUUUAUUUUUCUCUGUUGCCGAUUUCAACUUCUUUUUUUAAAUAAAGGAAAUUCAUCUUGAUUUUUCUUUCGAACGAUCCGGAAAAUAUCAGUGAUGUAAACUAAUCGCCCCAGCUCCCAUUUUACAGACACGAAACAAAAACAUUUAAGGAGAACGAUUCAUAAAUCCUUCUGCAAUUUUACUGUGAUUUUGAGUAGAAUUUGCUCAACGGAUAGAAGAAAAACCACAUCGAAAAAAAAAUUUAGUUUCAAAUAAAAGAAAUCGUUUUUUUUUCAUCAACCAGCAUUUUGUGCGAGCAAAAUAUUAAAUUUAGUGUAAAACCGUUUUGAUUUUUGUGAUUUUGUGUUUGACCAAAAAUACAAAUUGCAAUCUAAUUUCUCGUGUGAUCGUGACACAUAAAAGACAUACGCAAAAUUCCGGUAUUUGGAGAAAGAUCAUUUAUAUUCGGCGAUAAAGUUCAGAUCUGAACGAGAAAUUUUGUUGUUGUUGAUGUUGAAAAUUUGUGUGCAGCUGCUUUCGAGAGGCAUCGCUCAAGUGCAUUUUUAAAUUGUUGAUUCGGUGCGAGUUACAUAUAUAAAUAUAUUUUUAAAAAAACGUGUUAGCAAUUCCCAUAAAUUGAUUCUAAGUAAAAAUGACAGUUAGUUCAGGAUAUGAAAAUAAAGCCUACGAUGGCGACAAUCCAGUUAAGCCCCCAUUGCGUAACACAGAAGAUACCGUAUCAAUCAGAGAAAAAGUGAAGCUCUCACCGUCGGAAAAAUGGAGAAUAUUGAAAAACGUAGCAAUUUUGUCAUCAGCGUUUAUGAUCCAAUUCACAGCGUUUCAGGGAACAGCUAAUUUGCAAUCUUCAAUUAAUGCCAAAGAUGGUUUAGGAACAGUAUCUUUAAGUGCAAUCUAUGCAGCUAUUGUGGUGUCUUGUAUUUUUAUCCCAACACUUGUGAUUCGACGGCUAACGGUAAAAUGGACCUUAUGUUGCAGCAUGUUGUGCUAUGCCCCCUACAUUGGAGCCCAAUUCUACCCGAAAUUCUACACCUUGGUGCCAGCCGGUAUUUUGCUCGGUUUGGGUGCAGCUCCUAUGUGGGCAUCAAAGGCCACUUAUUUAACCCAGUGCGGUCAAGUUUAUGCUAAGAUUACCGAUCAAGCAGUUGAUGCGAUCAUUGUACGGUUCUUCGGAUUCUUCUUCUUGGCCUGGCAAACCGCUGAAUUGUGGGGAAAUUUGAUCAGUAGCUUGGUGUUGUCAAGCGGAGCUCAUGGUGGUGGCAGCGGUGGAAAUCACACAUUCAGUGAAGCCGCUUUGGCUCAAUGUGGUGCCAAUUUCUGUGUUGUUGCUUCAGCCGAAAAUGCUAACCUCGAACGCCCACCCGAUUCAGAAAUCUUCGAAAUCUCAACCAUCUAUCUUACAUGUAUCGUCGCUGCCGUUAUCGUCAUUGCAUUGCUUUUGGAUCCAUUGUCACGAUAUGGUGAAAAACGUAAGGGAUCCGAAUCAGCUAAAGAAUUGUCCGGAGUCGCCUUGUUGUCGGCCACAAUGAACCAGUGCAAGAAAGCUAACCAACAACUCUUGGUCCCAAUUACCGUCUGGAUUGGUAUGGAACAAGCAUUCAUUGGAGCUGAUUUCACGCAAGCAUACGUAUCGUGCGCUUUGGGUAUCCACAGCAUUGGUUAUGUUAUGAUCUGUUUCGGUGUUGUUAAUGCUAUUUGCUCAAUCAUCUUUGGUUCAAUCAUGAAGUACAUCGGCCGAAUUCCAAUUCUUGCUCUUGGCACAAUUGUACAUGGAGCUGUUGUAAUUUACAUGCUUUUCUGGCGUCCACAUCCAGAGAACCCAUUAGUCUUCUUCACUAUUGCUGGAUUGUGGGGCGUUGGUGAUGCCGUAUGGCAAACACAAAUUAACGGUCUCUAUGGAUUGUUGUUCAGACGUAACAAGGAAGCUGCCUUCUCAAACUAUCGAUUGUGGGAAUCAGCUGGUUUCGUCAUUGCAUAUGCCUAUUCGACCACAUUGUGUGCGCGCAUGAAGCUAUACGUUUUGUUUGGCAAUUUAGUCUUAGGUGUUAUUGGUUACAUUAUUGUUGAAGUCCGCCACAGACGAAAGGAACGUAGACUUAAGAAACAAGAGCAAAAGGAGAAGGCAGCCCGCGAAGCUGAAGCAGCUAGACAAGCAGACAUCGAAGAGACCGAUGACGAAAAAGAUGAUCUGGAAGAAGAUAUUGAAGUUACACAUUUCUAGAGUAGUUGCAGUCAAUUUUAGUUGCAGCGUAGUUUGUUUAGUAGCAUAUAUGAAUUAAACAAGAAAAAAGCAAUCAACAAAUUAAUUUCAAGUAAACUAGUUUUAUGUUGAACGUUGAACAACAAAAGAUACAGAUAUCUAUUGAAUAUACAAGUAUAUAGAUUUUGUGAAUGCAAAAUGCCGGAAACGGUGAAAUCCGAACGAUUUCGAACAAAUCGAUGAAGACGGAAGGAUAGAUAGAAGAAGACGACGGAAAUGAGGUAGUUAGUGCGCAGAAGUAGCGACGUGAAUUGUGUAUAAAAGUAGUAUAGUGCAUUCCUAUGCAUAAUUCUAUGCAAUACUAAGUAUAUUUUAAAUGCAAACUAUACAUUUAAUUGAACCUAGAUUGUAAACAACAAAAAAACAUGUGAGAGUAUAGAUUUUAUGUUCAACAAAACAUAUGAAACAAAAUCAUCAUAAACAAAAUUCGAACGAGUUUAUUUUAAACAAUUUAGGAUAGAAAAACAAUAAAUUAUUCCAUAAAUACCAAUGAA
Molecule: messenger RNA, 2977 nt
Organism: Sitodiplosis mosellana (orange wheat blossom midge)
Lineage: Eukaryota; Metazoa; Arthropoda; Insecta; Diptera; Cecidomyiidae
Product: UNC93-like protein
Exons: 11
Coding region: 858-2444 (528 amino acids)
Biological process (GO): regulation of potassium ion transport; regulation of muscle contraction
Cellular component (GO): plasma membrane; striated muscle dense body
Molecular function (GO): potassium channel regulator activity
Source: RefSeq, a predicted model, not a curated record